AUGAUGCUUGUACGUCUUAAUUCACCGUUGACACGGGCAUUUUCUUCUACGCUAUAUAAGAAAAGCUCUAACAAAUAUCAAAAAAUAGCGUCGUUACUUCAAAAACGUGCAAUCGUAACACAAAUGGAAACCAAUCAUCAAAAAACCUUCUCGAAUCAAAAUAACAUUCCUCGUCUUCCAAUUCCGACAUUGAAAGAAACAGCUGAACGUUAUAAGAAAUCUUUAUUGCCUAUUUUAUCCACUUCGGAUUAUAAUCGAGCAGCCAAUGCCGUUGAUGAAUUUAUGAAAGAAGGUGGUUUCGCUGAGGUUCUUCAAAAAAGAUUACAUGAUUACAAUUGGCUUGAAACCAUCUGGUUAAAUAAAGCCUAUUUAGAAUGGAGAGAUCCUUCUCUUAUAAAUGUUAAUUGGUGGGUCGAGUUCGAUGAUCCUGCUACCGGACUUCUAAAAAAUCCUCCUCCAAAAGGCCAAAUAUCCGAAUUACAAAUCGAUAGAGCUGCUGGACUUGUAUCAAAUAUGUUGACAUUUAAUGAUAUGGUUAAUAAUGAAUUAUUACCGCCGGAGAAGACACGUCAAGGUCCAUUGUGCAUGGAUCAAUAUACUAAACAAUUUGGUGCUACACGCAUUGCUGAUUUCCCCUCUGAUCGUGUUAUAACAACAUGGCCUGCAACCGCUAAACAUAUUAUUGUGAUUUUUAGAGAUCAAAUUUUUAAAGUUCAAGUUUUAGGUGGAGGAGGUGAAAGAGUUCCUAUUAAAGAAAUUAAAAGACAAUUCCAAUCUAUAGUUGAUCAAGUGAAUAAUACUACGGAAUUACAGCCUCCGAUAGGUUUAUUGACUGGUGAACAUCGUGAUACAUGGACAACGGCUCGCAAAAAGCUUGAAUCUUCGUCUGCAGAAAAUAAGAUCAGCUUUGAAGCAAUUGACACUGCUUUAUUUUGUAUAGCGUUGGAUGACUAUCCUAUUGAUACAGAUAUAGAUAUUUCUCAUCACAAUUUUUUUCAUGCUUAUAAUGGUCGAAAUCGAUGGUAUGAUAAAGCACUUCAAGUAAUUGUGGCAAAUAAUGGACGUGCUGGUGUUAAUGGUGAGCAUUCACCUUCAGAUGCUGUAAUUCCGGGUGCUAUAUUCGAUUAUAUUCUUAAAAAUGAGCCAGCGCAAGAUCCACAAAAUGCUUUCCCCAUUGAAUUACCACCUCCUCAACACUUAAAAUGGACAGUUGAUGGUUCUAUAAUGAACACCAUUCAACAAGCGCAAAUUAAUAUUCAAACUGCAAUAGAUAAUGUUGAUAGUGUUUUAUUGCAUUAUAAUGAAUAUGGCGCCGAUUGGCUAAAAAAUGGUAAUGCAUACGUUUUACUUAUUAUUCCUGAUGCAUUUGUUCAGAUGGCGAUUCAACUUGCAUAUUAUAAACACUAUCGUGAACCAUGUGCGACUUAUGAAUCUGCCUCUACUAGAGGUUUUUUACAUGGUCGUACUGAAACUGUGAGAUCUUGCUCUGUGGACACUGUUGCAUUUACCAAAGCUUUUUGUGAUCCAAAUGUCAAGAAAGAUGAAAAAAUUUCUCUACUCACGAAGGCUAUGAAAUCGCAUAUUGAAUAUAUGAUCUCUGCUACUAAUGGUCGUGGAGUAGAUCGUCACCUUUUAGGUCUUCGAUGUCAAAUCCGUGACGAAGAAGAAAAAUCCAAGGCAACAUUAUUUACUGACCCUUCAUAUGUUCAAUCUAUGUACUUUAAACUUUCUAGUUCAAAUAUGAGUACUUCAUUAAGUUUUCAUUGUGGAUUUGGAGCCGUAGUUCCUGAAGGUUAUGGAAUUUGUUAUAUUAUAGUAAAAGAUAAAUUGAAACUUAGUAUUAGUAGUUAUAAAAAAUGCAAAGAAACUGAUAGCACCAUUUUUAGAAAACUUUUGAAAGAAUCUUUCGACGAGUUGAGAGAAAUUUUAUCGUAA
Molecule: messenger RNA, 1935 nt
Organism: Dentiscutata erythropus
Lineage: Eukaryota; Fungi; Glomeromycota; Glomeromycetes; Diversisporales; Gigasporaceae
Source: the annotation of a GenBank genome assembly